GAAUAAAUACGGGCCUGUGCCGGUGAAUUGCCGCUGGACCUGUCGCCGAGUUGUUUAGGAUCUUCUCAGUGGUCGCCUCAUUCACUAAUCAGCAACUACUAGUGGCCCUACCGCUGCAACACGGAUCCACCGAAAAUGGCCUCCAUGUCGCUACAUGCUCCGCCGUACAGUUCAUGUAACCGUGACCUCGUUUCACUUCCAAGGAGGGAUAUAAGUGCCGCCACAUUCAAAUCUAGCUUCUUUGGCUCCAAUGUGCCUGUGAAACCACUUUCAUUCUUUGAUCGAAAUACCCAAAAACGCCAACCCAAAACCUUUAUCACAGCUUCUACUCACAACUUCGAUGUCGUGAUCAUUGGUGCCGGAAUCGUAGGGUUAACUAUUGCCCGGCAGUUCCUGAUUGGCUCGGACCUAUCUGUCGCAGUCGUUGACAAAGCCGUCCCGUGCUCUGGCGCCACUGGUGCAGGGCAGGGCUACAUAUGGAUGGUGCACAAGUCGCCGGAGAGUGAUACAUGGGACCUCACUAUGAGAAGCCACAAACUGUGGGCGAUGCUUGCCGAGAACAUCCGUUAUCAGGGCUCGAAUCCGUUAGAGGUGUUGGGAUGGAAGAAGACCGGAAGUUUGUUAGUGAGUAGAACCCUCGAAGAGUCGGAGAGGUUGAAAAGGAGGGUGAAACAGCUCUCCAAAGCUGGGCUGAGAGCAGAGUAUUUGUCCAGUCAUGAUUUGCAAUUGGUGGAACCUGCACUAGAGGUUGGGGAAUGUGGCAGUGCUGCCUUUCUUCCAGAUGAUUGUCAAUUGGAUGCUCAGCGAACCGUUGCAUUUAUUGAAAAGACUAAUAGACAGUUUGCAUCAAAAGGGAGAUAUGCAGAGUUCUAUCAUGAUCCAGUGAUGAGUUUAUUGAGAGCUUCUAGCAAUGGAGUGGUUAAGGCUGUUCGGACUUCCAAGAAUGCCUUGUAUAGUAAGAAGGCCAUUAUAGUUGCAGCUGGUUGUUGGAGUGGGUCUUUGAUGCAUGACUUGUUUAGAGAAUCUGAUACUGCUUUGAAUGUCCCCGUUAAGCCUCGGAAGGGUUACUUACUUGUGCUCGAAAACUUUACUUCCCUUAAAUUGAAUCAUGGUGUGAUGGAGGCAGGUUAUGUUGAUCACUAUGGCGCAGGUAAGCGAGUCACAAAUUCUGCAUCAGGACUGGUUGAUCAUGGGGAAAACCUGUCUGUUUCAAUGACAGCUACAAUGGACUCGAUGGGAAACCUUGUUCUUGGGAGCAGCCGUCAGUUUUCUGGGUUUAAUACUGAAGUGGAUGAAUCCAUUGUUGGUCAUAUAUGGAACCGGGCUGGAGAAUUCUUUCCCAAACUAAAAGAGCUGUCCCUCAGAGAUUUCACUAUGAGCAGAAAGCUGAGAAUAGGCUUGCGCCCUUAUAUGCCUGAUGGGAAGCCAGUGAUUGGGCCUUUGCCUGAUUUCAAAAAUGUGCUCAUUGCAACUGGUCAUGAAGGUGGAGGACUUUCUAUGGCUUUGGCUACUGCUGAAAUGGCUGCAGAUAUGGUGCUGGGCAAUCCUGGGACUGUUGAUUAUGCACCAUUUGCUGUUCAGGAUCGGUGUUGUUGAUGCAAUGUGUGCCAAUGAAGAGAUCAGAAAUUUGAUUUGACACAUUUGCAGACUUGUUAAUGGGCUGCUGGUUCUCAGGGAAAUCCAAGGUUUCAUGGAAUAAAGUUUUGCUGUAGUAGCUGGCAUAUUUGAAAAUGGAGCAAAAGUCUCUGACCCAUGUCUUAAUGGCACGCCAUAUUUCAAGUCCAUCUGCACCAUAGGGAUAAUCCUCAAAGAGGAGCUGAACCCCAGUGGGAUUGUCUGGGUCUUUCAAGGCCAGUCGUCUGAAAAAUAUUAAUCGUCAAUGGAGUUGGAUUAAUCGUACUAGUUUAGGCUAUCAUAACAAAUCCAAUGAAAUGUCUGUGAAGGCUGGGGAAACCUGCAAACUUCGAAUUCGUGCUGGAUUAAUUCCUGCAAGCAUCUGAUGUCCAAACUCUUCAUCAUCCUUCCAGGCUAAUUCGUUUUCUGAAGAAUAAUAUGUAAGCUCAAUUUAUAAAUGGUAAACUAAUAAAUGGAACAUCGAUCUUUUAGACUCCAUAAAUUGUAAGAGCAGCUUGCAAGGUGCAGCACCUGUUAUAAUUUGAGGCAAUGGGAAUUCUAUGGACUCUUUGGUUGCAUGAAUAAUUUCUUUAAAAAGCU
This is a messenger RNA of Hevea brasiliensis (rubber tree), 2214 nucleotides long. RefSeq lists its product as uncharacterized. NCBI's taxonomy places the organism in Eukaryota, Viridiplantae, Streptophyta, Magnoliopsida, Malpighiales, Euphorbiaceae. Bases 136 to 1596 code for a protein of 486 amino acids. The record is from RefSeq and is a predicted model, not a curated record. Gene Ontology annotation, cellular component: cytoplasm. The transcript is spliced from 11 exons. Gene Ontology annotation, molecular function: oxidoreductase activity.